AUGCUACCAGCAAAUCGAGGUUGUUUCUGUUGUGAGCCUUCAGCUGCAAACUCCCAGGAGAUGCAGGAUCAGCAGCUUCCAGGGCAUGGUGUUGCCAGUUUGUCCAGCCUCUCCACGGAAGCCAGUCACUCAUUUCUGAUGCAUACUCAAGCAGGCUCCGCAAACAGAGCUGAUUUAACCCUUGGUGCGCAUGAAGCCAAUGGUGGCGGUCAGCAGAACAGUUGCACUGAUGGUUGGAAUGGUGCGUCAGGAAAUGACAUAUCUGAUGAGUUUGAAAUGGGACAGGGUUCAGGGUCACACAGAGUCUUCAGCUCCGUAAAUAAUCUCUCCAUCAGUGAUAAUAUCAGGAGUGAGGGAUGCUCGUGGAACUUCCAUGCCCUGCAGGAGCGGGAGUUGGGAGGUAAAUCCUUGCGAAUGCCAGUCGGUGGAACAGAACGGCUGCCUUCAGCUUCCGGUAUUUUGAGUUCAGGUGAAUACGGAGUAACCGUGGCUGGGGGUGUUUGUGAUAAGCUGGCUGCGGGUGCUGCAAACAAGAUCCGUGCCGAUGUUAUGGAUAUAGAUGGUGCUCUGGAUGAACUGGGUAUGCUCAGUUCGAUCACAAACAGCAGGAAGGAAUAUCUUUUGGAAACACGAAGCCAAGAUUCCUAUAUGAAACAGGAACGAAGACUUCACUCCAAAAGUAAGAGCUCUCCAAAUCUCACAGCGCUGAGUCAUCCUAAUGGUUAUCGUAUCAUCCAGAUGAAUCCGGAUUUUGUUACAGGACUUAGUAGUACAGUUCCUUUGCCAAGUCAAUCUUCCACUGCUUUGUCUAGUAAACCGCUUCCGAGGUCAGAUUUUUUCCGACAGAUGGAAUAUCGUGCUCCAAAUGUUCUUCAGGAGGCUUCAAGACGCCGGUCUGGUCCUCAGAUGUCACGCAUACACAAGGACCGGUACUUGUAUCGCCGAUCUCGGUGCCCGUAUAAAAUUCCAAAUAGACUCUGCACGUCUUUGCAGGAGCCCGAUUUUGGAGCCAGCUAUUUUGACACCUGCGCUAGUUCAUUUGAUACCUCAGUGUCGUCAUCUUCAUCAUUAUCGCUAGAACCAAGUGUAAACACAUUGUCUAUUGAGCUGGCAACUUGCCAGCAGCCAUCAGAAUCCAAGUCAAACUCAUCAUCACCUCUGAGACCCUUUGCGGACAUGAGACUAACAAGAUCUUUGUCUGCCGAAGACCUGGCCACCACAUGCAGACGUCUCAAACAGGAGUUCACUGACAAAUGUCGAGAAACUUCUAGUGCAGAGAAAAACUUAGAUAUGAUGACAUCUCAGAUGACAAAUCUUCAUAUGUCAUAA
Messenger RNA from Candidula unifasciata, 1329 nucleotides. The record is from the annotation of a GenBank genome assembly. NCBI's taxonomy places the organism in Eukaryota, Metazoa, Mollusca, Gastropoda, Stylommatophora, Geomitridae.